Molecule: messenger RNA, 930 nt
Organism: Saccharomyces mikatae IFO 1815
Lineage: Eukaryota; Fungi; Ascomycota; Saccharomycetes; Saccharomycetales; Saccharomycetaceae
Product: putative short-chain dehydrogenase/reductase
Exons: 1
Coding region: 1-930 (309 amino acids)
Source: RefSeq, a predicted model, not a curated record
AUGUUUUGGAAAAAGGAUCCUAGUGUGGUUUGGGAAAGAAAAAAUAUCGAUGAUAUUGACUUUAGUCGUCUUAAUGUGGCAAUAAUUGGUGGCACAGGUGGAAUUGGGCGUGCGAUAAGUAGAGAACUGGCCCAGAGAAACGCUAGUGUUGUUGUCGUUGGGCAAACGUUCAAGGACGAAGAGAUGAAAGACAAAAUUAAAUUUAUCAAGGCAGACUUGAGUUUAGUAUCGGAAUGCAAACGUAUUUCACACUGUGAUGAAAUUCCCUACGAGAAGCUAACGCAUUUGAUUUUCACUACAGGUAUCUUUGCAUCACGCCAAAGGCAAGCCACAAGUGAGGGACUAGAGAAAGACAUGGCAGUGAGUUAUCUGAGUAGAUAUAUCAUCUUUCAUGAUGUCGCUAAGCGAUUGGGAAUUGCUAGGGCCAAGAAAGACAAUUUGCCGAAGGUUUUCAUCGCUGGCUUCCCAGGAAAUGGUCAAGUGGGUGAUCCAAAUAAUUUGAACUCAGAUGAAAAAAAAUAUAAUGCCUACACUACACAUAUGAAUACAGUGGCAGCUAAUGAAAGUCUGGUGCUGGACGCCAAAGACAGGUAUGCGAAUAUAGAUACCUUCGGUUUGAACCCUGGUUUGAUCAAAACAAGUAUUCGUAGUAAUCUUCUCGGCAGUGAUUCCUACCUUGGCCGCAUCACGGAAUGGAUCAUUAGCUGGACUUGUCAAAGCGCAGAGGUUUAUGCUAAAACAAUCUGUGCCUUGAUGAUGAGUCCUGCCAUUGAGUCACGCAGUGGUACAAUGUUUAGUAACAAAGGUGACGCCAUUUUACCGACGCCUGGUUUAACUAAAGAUGUGGUGGAGAAAUUCAUGGAAAGUUCGGAGCUUUUAGUUGAAAAAGCCUUACAGAAUCAAAGUUCUUCUACCUCCAGUAACGAAUAG